This is a messenger RNA of Homalodisca vitripennis (glassy-winged sharpshooter), 603 nucleotides long. RefSeq names its product D-alanine--D-alanyl carrier protein ligase-like. Bases 118 to 603 code for a protein of 161 amino acids. The transcript is spliced from 3 exons. NCBI's taxonomy places the organism in Eukaryota, Metazoa, Arthropoda, Insecta, Hemiptera, Cicadellidae. The record is from RefSeq and is a predicted model, not a curated record.
UUCAUUGCUCGUCCUGCUCACGUGCCUCCAAGUGUUGGAGACCGGUUGUAUCGGACAGGAGACUGGGGCUAUCUGCUCAGUGACGGCAGCCUGGAAGUCUGUGGUCGAUGUGACACUAUGGUCAAGAUCAGAGGAUAUACUGUAGAGCUCGAGGCAGUGAAAACAAAUCUGAUGGACUUGCCUGGCAUAUUGUCUGCCUGUAUUCAGGCUUUUGGGCCUGAAGGAGAGGACAAAACAUUGGUAGCUUUUGUUACACCUCAGGAAAAUGUAACACUUUCAAAUCGGGAGCUGCGAUUACAACUGAAGAAAAGAUUGCCAUUUUAUAUGAUUCCUUCUAGAUUUAUUAUAAUUGACAGUAUACCAGUGGUAGAAGCAACAGGCAAACUAGACCAGAAAGCUUUGCUUGCUGUUUACUCCAAGUUAAAGGAACAAGCUGGCAUGCUAGAAGUGAGUAAAGUGGUUGACGGUCAUGAGCAACCCAUUACACCCACAGAACUCAAGAUUGCACAGAUAUGGAGUGAACUUCUCAACCUCUACGUCUUGGACACCGAUGAGAGUUACUUUGAUGUUGGAGGGUACGAACAUUUAUUCUUAUCCAGAUAA